Messenger RNA from Penicillium olsonii, 1452 nucleotides. The record is from the annotation of a GenBank genome assembly. Lineage: Eukaryota; Fungi; Ascomycota; Eurotiomycetes; Eurotiales; Aspergillaceae.
AUGGGUGUAUUGAUUGCCAAAAAGUCGUGGACCGCCCUCUCUGCUAGCUUGUCGAUAAGUCUCACAUCGGGAGGAAGUACCAGCGUGAUAUGGGGACUGGUGACUGCUGGUUUCUGUAAUCUUUGCAUUGCUUGCUCGCUAGCCGAGUUUCUUUCUGCAUAUCCGACCCGGUGGACAAUAUCAUUGGGUUGCAGCCAGUACGUAUACGAGAUGCUUGUCGAGGCUUGUAUUAACAGAAUCCAAGUUGCCUGGCCAAGAACCGUCCCAAUUCUAUCGUGGAUCACUGGUUGGAUCAAUGUGGCGGGCUGGAGUUACGUACCGCAACGGUGGCACCAGUUCCUCAUUUACAUUGGGUUGACAUUAGGCUCGUUCAUAAUUAAUGCAUUCAUGAACUCGAUCUUACCAGUCAUAUACCGCGGAGCCUUUAUGUGGUCCAUUGGUGGCUUUGUGAUUGUUUCGAUUACAGUCCUUGCAUGCGCCUCUCCAAACUAUAACUCCGCCUAUUUCGUAUUCUGCGAUUUCAUCAAUACGACAGGAUGGCCUGACGGAGUUGCAUGGCUUCUAGGUUUACUUCAAGGAGGACUAGGAGUGACUGCGUUUGUCCCAAACGCCGAUGUCGAAGGGCCAAAAAUCAUGGUAUCUUGCGUGGGAAUUGGAACAGUCACCGGGUCUAUCUUCCUGAUAGUCUUGCUGUUCGUGGCUGGAAAUAUGGAAAAAGUCACAACAUCUGCCGCCGGCCCUCUGUUACAGAUUCUCCUCGACGCCACCAAAAGCAAUGCCGGCGCUAUAUGUCUUCUGAUGUAUGAUACAGUCCAGCAACAUCAUGCAUACAAGCUAACAGCUCGCGUCAGGUUGCCCCUGGUCUGCUUAGUAUUCGCUAUCAUCAGUGUGAUGACGACAAGUAGCCGGAUGAUCUUUGCUUUCGCCAGAGAUGGAGGUCUUCCUGCCUCACGCUUCUUCGCAACGGUGCAUCCGACUUUGAAGAUUCCACUUAAUGCAUUGAUCCUCAGUGUAUUCGUGGUAAUUGCAUUUGGGUGUAUCUUCUUGGGUUCAUCAAGUGCAUUCAACGCAAUUAUAUCUGCCUCGGUUGUAGCGCUGGAUCUAUCAUAUGGAAUUCCCAUCGCUAUCAACUGUCUGCAGGGUCGCAAUUCCUUACCGGAAAGAAAGUGGAAAUUGCCCAAUGCUGUUGGGUGGUUCGCUGAUAUUGUUGCACUGUCAUACAUUAUCCUGACAACUGUGCUGUUUGUUUUCCCUCCAUCUCGCACAGUUACAGGAAGCAGCAUGAACUACUGUAUAGCUGCAUUCGCAGUUAUUAUCAUCAUCUCGGUCUUCCAGUGGGUAGUAGACGGAAGGAAGAAUUUCACAGGACCUCGCAUUGAUAUGACGAUUGAUGCGCUACAUGCCAUGCACACGAACCAGGAAUCCGAGUUUAACACGCAUGAAAAGUCAUGA